This is a messenger RNA of Olea europaea var. sylvestris, 1238 nucleotides long. RefSeq names its product ras-related protein RABE1c-like. The record is from RefSeq and is a predicted model, not a curated record. NCBI's taxonomy places the organism in Eukaryota, Viridiplantae, Streptophyta, Magnoliopsida, Lamiales, Oleaceae. Bases 306 to 956 code for a protein of 216 amino acids. Gene Ontology annotation, cellular component: plasma membrane. Gene Ontology annotation, biological process: protein secretion; regulation of exocytosis. The transcript is spliced from 9 exons. Gene Ontology annotation, molecular function: GTP binding; GTPase activity.
CCUCGAGAAACGGUCCACCGCCGAAAAUAGAAGAAAAAUGAAAUUGGCCAUUUGACGAAAGAAACAGUCCUCUUCCACCGAGUCGAAUACGACCACUUCAUGUACUUAUACAUACACGUACCAAACGCGGUUAGAUUAGAGAGGGAGGGAGACGCACCCUCUACGGAGAUCCCCAUUGGAUUUGUAUACAGCUUCACCACACGUCGCUGACGAUUUGCUAACCUGCGUCCCCGGAGAUGAACAUAUAGGGUUGGUGAUAUUUAUAAGCGUAUACGCAUAUUUACUGGGAUAAAAAGAGAGUGAAGAUGGCAGCUCCACCAGCUAGGGCUAGAGCCGAUUACGAUUAUUUGAUUAAACUGCUGCUCAUUGGUGACAGCGGUGUGGGCAAGAGUUGUUUGCUUCUUCGUUUUUCGGAUGGUUCCUUUACAACAAGCUUCAUUACCACUAUCGGUAUUGAUUUUAAGAUAAGAACUAUAGAGCUGGACGCAAAACGAAUUAAGUUGCAAAUUUGGGAUACAGCUGGUCAGGAGCGGUUCCGAACUAUCACAACAGCUUACUACCGAGGAGCUAUGGGUAUCUUGCUGGUGUAUGAUGUCACUGAUGAAUCAUCUUUCAAUAAUAUUAGGAAUUGGAUUCGCAACAUUGAGCAACAUGCUUCUGAUAAUGUUAACAAAGUAUUGGUGGGAAACAAGGCUGACAUGGAUGAAAGCAAAAGGGCUGUUCCUACCUCCAAAGGUCAAGCUCUUGCCGAUGAGUAUGGUAUAAAGUUCUUUGAAACGAGUGCAAAGACAAACUUGAAUGUAGAGGAGGUUUUCUUUUCGAUUGCUAGAGAUAUAAAACAACGGCUUUCGGAAACUGAUUCUAAGAUCGAGCCUCAGGCCAUUAGGAUCAACCAAUCAGAUCAGCCAACUUCAGGUGGUGCAGCUGCACACAAGUCUACCUGCUGUGGUUCAUAACAUGAGAAUUGACAACCAUAUUCAGAGCAUUGGAAGGUGUAUAAUUGUUGGGGAAUAAAAUUGUUCAUCCAUAUUUUCCACUGCCUCGUCAUUUUAUCGUCUUUCUUCUAGCUUCUAUGUAUUAAAAGUUUAUUUUUUAUCUUUUUAUUUGUGAAUACACUUGUUCGACUAUUUAUUUGACGUAUUUUUGUUACCUUGGUGCUCUGUUUUCAUUUUUUCCUUUUUAUUACGCUACUGAUUUAGAUGUAAAGGAAAAGAUAUAACAUCAAGAGAUUCCUUUUA